CCCGUCUGCCCUGCAGGAUGCCGCAGCUGGGCCUGUCCUGGCUGGGCCUGGGGCCGGUGGCCGCCUCCCCGUGGCUGCUGCUGCUGCUGGUCGGGGCCUCCUGGCUCCUGGCCCGCGUCCUGGCCUGGACCUACGCCUUCUAUGGCACCUGCAGCCGCCUCCGCUGUUUCCCGCAGCCCCCGACGCGGAGCUGGUUCUGGGGUCACCUGGGCCUGGUCAUGAACACUGAGCAGGGGAUGUGGGAAGUGACUCAGCUGGUGGCCACCUAUCCCCAGGGCUUUAUGAAGUGGCUGGGCCCCACCCUCCCCGUCGUCACUUUGUGCCACCCCGACUUCGUCCAAUCUGUCCUCAAUGCCUCAGACACCAUCAGGCCCAAGGACAUGGUCUUCAGCAAGUUCCUGAAGCCCUGGCUGGGGGAGGGGCUCCUGCUGAGCAUUGGUGACAAGUGGAAACACCGCCGUAUCAUGCUGACACCCGCCUUCCAUUUCAAGAUCCUGAAGUCCUAUGUUACAAUUUUCAACAAAAGCGUGAACAUCAUGCAUGUCAAGUGGCAGUGUCUGGCCUCAGAGGGCAGUGUCCAUCUGGACAUGUUUGAGCACAUCAGCCUCAUGACCUUGGACAGUCUGCAGAAAUGCAUCUUCAGCUUCGACAGCAAUUGUCAGGAGAGUCCCAGUCAAUACAUUGCUGCUAUCUUGGAGCUCAGUGCUCUCAUAUUAAAACGGUACAAGAAGAUCUUCUUGCACAUGGACUUCCUGUACUACCUCACUCCCAGUGGGAAGCGCUUCCGCAGGGUCUGCAACCUGGUGUGCAACUUCACGGUUCCCAUUAUCCAGGAACAGCGCCGCACUCUUGCCACCCAGGGUGUUGAUGACUUCCUCAAGAUCAAGACCAAGUCCAAGACUUUGGAUUUCAUUGAUGUGCUCCUGCUGGCCAAGGAUGAAGAUGGGAAGGAGUUGUCAGAUGAGGACGUACGAGCAGAGGCUGAUACCUUCAUGGUUGCAGGCCAUGACACCACGGCCAGUGGCCUCUCCUGGGUCCUGUACAACCUUGCGAAGCACCCAGAAUACCAGGAGCGCUGCCGGCAGGAGGUGCAAGAGCUCCUGAGGGACCGCGAGCCUAAAGAGAUUGAAUGGGAGGACCUGGCCCAGCUGCCCUUCCUCACCAUGUGCAUCAAGGAAAGUCUGCGGCUGUAUCCUCCAUCCCCGACCAUCUCCCGCUACUGUGCCCAGGACGUUGUGCUCCCAGAUGGCCGAGUCAUCCCCAAAGGGAACAUCUGUGCCAUCAGCAUCUUUGGGAUUCAUCACAACCCGUCAGUCUGGUCAGACCCUGAGGUCUAUGACCCCUUCCGCUUCGACCCAGAAAAUUCCCAGGAGAGGUCACCUCUGGCAUUUAUUCCCUUCUCGGUGGGGCCCAGGAACUGCAUUGGGAAGAACUUCGCCAUGACCGAGAUGAAGGUGGCCCUGGCGCUCACGCUGCUGCACUUCCGCGUCCUGCCCGACACCGAGCCGCGCAGGAAGCCAGAAAUUAUCCUGCGAGCCGAGGGCGGCCUCUGGCUGCGGGUGGAGCCGCUAAGAGCGGGCGCGCAGUGA
Messenger RNA from Lemur catta (Ring-tailed lemur), 1589 nucleotides. RefSeq names its product cytochrome P450 4F2-like. The record is from RefSeq and is a predicted model, not a curated record. Lineage: Eukaryota; Metazoa; Chordata; Mammalia; Primates; Lemuridae. The transcript is spliced from 12 exons. Bases 18 to 1589 code for a protein of 523 amino acids. Gene Ontology annotation, molecular function: iron ion binding; heme binding; oxidoreductase activity, acting on paired donors, with incorporation or reduction of molecular oxygen.